AUGACGGAGAGUAGAAAAGGAUUUGAUGUUGAGGUUAAACUCCAUGGAAACCAACACAAUAGCACAAAAAAGUCGAAGACCAGCCGCCGUGAAAAGGCUUCCUUGCUUGGGCACGAGGAUGCUAUCGCAACUAAUGAAGAGGCAAUCGCAGAUGGCGCCGAAAGUGAUGAAAGCGAUUCACCGGAUCAUAAAACCUUUUCAAAAAAAAGACAAUUGCCCAGCGUUGGCCCUGAAGAAGAUAGCGAACACAUGGAAGCGAAUCCAUCGGAUAAAAUGGAUCAUGAGAGUGGAGAAGAAUCACUAGGAGUUCAUGAAUCGCAUAUCCAUAAUCUUAUAGUGACUACCAAAGCGUAUGCGACAGCAAAGGCCCUGAAACCGUUCGCUCAUAGGCUUACUACAGAGUCUACUAUCCUCUUCCUACAGAAUGGCAUAGGCGUAAUUGACGAGGUCAAUGAGAUCUGCUUUCCUGACCCAGAGACCCGGCCGCAGUAUAUGAUAGGAGUUAACUCACACGGUUUAAAGCAACGAAAUGCGUUCGAUGUGGUCCACGCUGGAGCAGGUACCAUCGCUCUAGGCAUUCUGCCAGGUACUGGAUCGGCGAGACCGCUGAUCGAUGCACCCGACUCAUCCCGCUACUUACUACGAACCAUGGUUCGAGUUCCUGUCUUGGUAGCUGUUGGAUUUGCGCCUACUGAACUCUUGCAACAGCAGCUCGACAAGUUGGCGAUCAAUGCUGUUAUAAACCCAAUCACCGCCAUUCUCGAUAUAAAGAACGGAAACAUUGAUCAUAAUUUCUUCCUCAAGCGAGUGAUUAGGCUUUUGCUGGCGGAAGUUAGUCUUGUCAUCAGGUCCCUACCAGAGCUUCAGAAUGUUGUCAACGUGAAGAUGCGCUUUGAUCCUCGGAGACUUGAACGUCUCGUGUGGAGUGUAGCUGAGUUGACUGCUGUUAAUGAAAGCUCUAUGUUGCAGGACGUAUGGGCACAGGGACAGACAGAGAUUGAUUACAUCAACGGCUAUAUUGUGAAACGAGGCGAGCAGCUAGGAAUCCAUUGCGUCGUGAAUUAUAUGCUCGUGCAACUCAUCAAAGCUCGAGGCGUUCUAGUCAAUAAGGAAAAAGAAGGAUUACUUCCCUUUGGCUCGGUAGCUAAAUUUUGA
Messenger RNA from Bacidia gigantensis, 1155 nucleotides. RefSeq lists its product as uncharacterized. The record is from RefSeq and is a predicted model, not a curated record. Gene Ontology annotation, molecular function: NADP binding; 2-dehydropantoate 2-reductase activity. Gene Ontology annotation, biological process: pantothenate biosynthetic process. Gene Ontology annotation, cellular component: cytoplasm; mitochondrion. The transcript has a single exon. The coding region runs from base 1 to 1155 and encodes 384 amino acids. NCBI's taxonomy places the organism in Eukaryota, Fungi, Ascomycota, Lecanoromycetes, Lecanorales, Ramalinaceae.